Molecule: messenger RNA, 675 nt
Organism: Penicillium verhagenii
Lineage: Eukaryota; Fungi; Ascomycota; Eurotiomycetes; Eurotiales; Aspergillaceae
Product: sugar O-acetyltransferase
Exons: 3
Coding region: 1-675 (224 amino acids)
Molecular function (GO): acetyltransferase activity
Source: RefSeq, a predicted model, not a curated record
AUGACAUCGUCACCAGAAUGGGAUAAAAUGCUCCGCGGAGAGUGGUACCAUGCAGGAUGUGAUAUUCUCCAAGAAAACAGAAUCCGCUGUAGGAAAGCCUGCGAGGCGUUCAAUGCGGCGACAUAUGGCUCCCGUCGCCAAAAGGUUCAACUUUGGCGGAACAUCAUCGAAGAUACUCGGCCACUCCCCGAGGAGCUUCAGGAUGCAAAGGCGGACGAGGCUCUGUUUGACGAGACAGACCCUUACGUCGAUGGCCCUAUCUCCAUUGAUCACGGGCUCAACUUCAAAGUCGGAAAGCAAUCCUUCUUGAAUUUCAACCUCUUGGUCCUCGACACGUGCCUCAUCACUGUUGGUGAAAAUGUUCUCUUUGGCCCAAAUGUCGGGUUAUACGGCGCUCUUCACCCCAUGGAUCCUGCCAAGCGUCGCGGACUCAAGGGCCCAGAGGCAGGAAAGGAAAUUCAUAUUGAGGACGAUGUCUGGAUUGGAGCUGGGGCUACUAUCUUGGGUGGAGUUACGGUUGGACGGGGAAGCACAGUGGGCGCAUCUUCUGUUGUGACAAAGGAUGUUCCUCCCUUCCACUUCGUUGCCGGGAAUCCUGCCAGAAUAAUUCGAAAGAUUGAGUCUGAAAUGGAUCCAGAAUUCAAAGGAAAUUCGGGCGUUGAUGGAGGAAAGUAG